This is a messenger RNA of Alosa sapidissima (American shad), 1827 nucleotides long. RefSeq lists its product as uncharacterized. The coding region runs from base 43 to 1680 and encodes 545 amino acids. The record is from RefSeq and is a predicted model, not a curated record. The transcript has 5 exons. Lineage: Eukaryota; Metazoa; Chordata; Actinopteri; Clupeiformes; Clupeidae.
UCAAGAUGAAAAACAUACAAUUCUACCUGGAACCUGAAAACCAUGGAAACAACCAAACAUUCCAUCAUUUCAUUGCAUCCUUUCUUGAAAAGCGACUGGCAAGAACUUUUUUGGCUCAAUUUUCGACAAUAUAUUCAUCAAAUACGACCUACCUACGACCCUCGUGUGAUUAAAAGAAACCCGAGUGUUAUGUCUGAGGAGAUGAACAAGCUGACGUCGUCCGUGGAGAGACCAAAGGAUGGCGAAGAUUUCAGACUCAUUAUUGAGCAGGCUCUUUCGAAGAUCCAGGCGUGCCUGGGGAAUGAUGGGACUGUGACUGAAGUGAAAACCCCCGUGACCGUCAGCAGCAAUAACCUCCAGGCUGAUAUUGAUGUAGCCAUAUUGAACAUCAGAAGACAAGUAGAGUCACUCUUGACUUCUGGAAAGAUGGAAGAGGAGGACAAGACCUCUAAGGUGGAGGAGACCUCCGUGAAGAUGGAGGAAGAGGACAGGGCAUCUGCCAAGAUAGAGGAGGAGAACAGUGCUUCUGUCAAGAUAGAGGAGAACAGGGCUUCUGUUAAGAUAGAGGAGAACAGGGCUUCUGUUAAGAUAGAGGAGGAAACCUCCGUGAAGAUGGAGGAGAAGGAGGACAGGGCUUCUGUCAAAAUGGAGACCUCCGUGAAGAUGGAGGAGGAGGACAGGGCAUCUGUCAAGAUAGAGCAGGAGAACAGUGCUUCUGUUAAGAUAGAGGAGGAAACCUCUGUGAAGAUGGAUGAGGAUUACAGGGCUUCUGUCAAAAUGGAGACCUCCGUGAAGAUGGAGGAGGACAGGGCCUCUACCAAGGUGGAGGAGAUCUCCAUGAAGAUGGAGUUACAGGAGGCCUCUGUGAUGAUCGAUCAGGUGGCCAACGCCUUUGAGGUGGAGAUCUGUGGGAAAAUGGGGGAGGAGGAGGAGGUGAAGGAGCUUCUGGGGUAUUUCACUGCUCUUGAGGGGGACCGGAGGAACCUCCAAAAUCUCCUGCGUGAGCGUAGGGAAGAGUAUAAGAUGCAGCUGAAGGCUCUGGAGAGGGAGAGGAUCCAGGAGCAAGUGGAGAGGGACAGACAGAUGAAGGAGAGUGAGGAGACCCUACUGUCUGCUCUGAAGUCUGUAGCUAUUGGCAAAGAAAAACUCAUGGCAGACCUGAGGAACCAGUCUGGCAAACAGAGUUUGACAUUCCUACUCAGACCUGUCUCUGCAGUCAGGGGAAACCAACCCAAGAAAUGGUGGAGUUUUAAGAAACAGAAGGCCUCCACUGACGCUGCUCUCCAGAGUGCCACACAGCUGGGAGGAGGUGAUGGGAACCCACCUGUGGUGAGCCAGGAAAGGCCAUCCAGGAAAUGGUGGAGUUUCAAAAAACACCAGGCUACUGCUGAUGUUGCUCUCCAGGAGGUUCCCACCAGCAGUGCCUCUGAAGAUGCCAAAGAGGCAGAUCUGCAGAAGGUCAAAAAGCUGGAGGAGCGGGUCAGAAAGGCUGAAUUCAAGAAACAACAGAAAGCCGCUGAGAAGGCUGCAGAGGCCGAAAAGAAGGAAAAGAAGGCAGAGGAGAAGAGACAAAAGAAAGAGGGAAAGAAAGCGGAGAAAAAGGAUAAGAGAGUGAAGGACAACAAUCUGACAGAUCAUCCCAGACCGAGUGGUGUGAGCAACGCUGGACUGGACCAGUGAGGAACCACCGGCCCUCUUUGCUGGCCUGUGCUACUUCAGGAGAAGAGUGACCACUACAGAUACCCCCUGCUCUGUCCAUCAUGUGAAAGAGGAUCACAUUACAUUUUAUUUUUCUAUUACAUUAAAUUAACAUUUAGUACAUUAUUA